UUUUGUCGAAAAAUAUGCAUUAAUUAAUUGUGAUUAUAGUCGGUAAAGAAGUAAAUAAUAUUUACAUUUAAAUAGUGAAAGACUAAAGCAGGCUUUUGCUGCAAAAUGUCUAAGUGGCAAUCAGAGCGAAGCAUACACGAAAUGUUAAAAGACACCCCGCCGCUGCGCGAAUCGAGCGAUUCUAUCACAUCGGGAACGGAAGCGAAGUUCCCGACGUCGCGGUCUAUGCCUUUUCCUCCGGCAUAUGCUCCUCCCGACGUGUCACAGAAUGGUGCACAAGGCUCAUCCACCUUGCUGCGGGCAGGCUCCACCAAGCUGGAGUCUAUCAAGAACUGGAGUGUGUCAACAUACAAAUGCACCAAGCAACUGCUGUAUGAGAAACUUGGCAAGAGUUCCAGAACUGUUGAUACAGAACUAGAAGCACAAAUAGAAAUGCUGCGAGAGACGCAGCGAAAAUACAAUGGAGUACUACGCCUCAGUACAGCUCUAACGGCACAACUCACUGCUUCCUCCAGUACACAACGGGCUCUCGGGGAGGCUUUCGCUGAGCUUGCACAAAAGUCACCUGAACUACAGAACCAGUUCCUGUACAACGCGGACACGCAGCGCUCGCUGACGCGCAACUGCGACACGCUGCUGGCCGCGCUGCACUUCUUCAACAACGCGCUCGACACGCUGGCCAACCGCAGCAUGGCGGACACGCUGCUCACGGUGCGCGCGUACGAGGCGGCGCGCGUGGAGUACGACGCCUACCGCGCCGAGCUGGAGGCCAGCGGCGGCAACCCGCCCGAGCUGCUGCUGGCGCGCAUCGAGCGCCAGCGCCGCCGCUACGAGCAGCUGCGCGGCGACUCCGCCGUCAAGCUGCAGCUGCUGCACGAGAACCGGGUAAAGGUGAUGAACAAACAGCUGUUGCUGUUCCACAACGCUAUUUCUGCCUACUUCAGCGGCAACAACGUGGCGCUAGAGGCGGCCGUGCGGCACUUCAGCGUGCCGGGUCUGCCGCCGCACGCGCCGGGACUGCCGCACGCGUCGAGCAUGCCGCACGCGUCGAGCAUGCCGCACGCAACGGGCAUGCCGCAUGUGCCGAGCGUGCCGCCCCAAGCGCCGGGCAUGCCUCACGCGCCGAGCAUGCCGCACACGCCGCUGCCGGCCUCGCCGCCGGCACAGUCGCCGCCGCGCUCUGCGUAGGACACGGGUAACCCUUGUAAUGAAUAGCGGAACUUUCAGUUGUAUGAAAUAUGAGUAUAAUAUAUUGGAGACGGGCCCGCCACAAAUCAGCGACCAACGACAUGUAAAACGCCAUAAAGUCAAAAAAAUUACGUGCUCUGUACGCUAGCGCGUAAGUUUGCCUGUACCUUUUUAGCCCAAAUCGUGCCUAAACUUCUACCUAUUUAAAAAGUACCAAGCUUUUUUUUAUUCGAUGACAAGCUUGACUGCGAUCUCAUUGUACUUUUAGUACAAGGUGUGAACGCUCGCAAUUCCUAUAGACCUAAUAUUUAGGCUUAAUUCAUGUGCAGUUAUAUGUGCCAGUGCUCUUGGCGGAGUUCAGCCGUUGGCCAGUGGUCCUUACGUAAUUUUUAACUCUUUAAAAGUUAAAACUCAAUGGACUUUGACUUUAAGCUAUUUUUUUUAAUUCUGACGUAAGCCGUAGGAUCAAAGAGGGUUUAUUAAACCUAUAACUACCUACGUAACCUAUUGGCAAUAUAAAGCAAUAUACGUCAUUGACAAAAAUUAUUCUUUUUUAGGCAUGUUUUACAAAGUAUGCAAAAAAUAAAGAUGGGCCGAGGAAAGCAAAAUAAUGUAGCAUCUUGUAUUAUAAGUAUAUCAUAGCGGUCAAACUCAAAUAUACAUAAUGAUGUAGAUGUGAUUAUUUUUUUAUUUUAAAAAUAUUUAACAAAUAUGGAUGCACAUUAUUUAUAAAAUGUAGAAAUAAGUAAAUAAUUGCUUCGAAAGAUUUUAAUUUCAAAACCAAUUAACUAUAAAGUAGCGUUAAUUUGGCAGUACACCAAUCUCUCAAUUAAUUUGAAAGAUACUCUCUAUAUCUGAAUUAAUUGUACAUAUAAAUAAUUCUUCAGGGCUUCCAAAAAAGGCAAAAAAUAAUAUUUGGUAGGAGAUUUAUUUUUCUACACUGCUUUUUUACCGGUAAAUAGGUGACAUUAACAUUUGGUUUAUUUUGAUCAAGCUGAUUUUUACUACCAUUUAUGAUGGGUAUAAUGGUAAAUUUUGCUGAAUUGUUGAAAUUGAAAAUCACUUUCUUGGUACAAGUAUUUUUAAACCCCGGCUGGAAUAACAAUGAAAUUAAUGAUCGCUUGGUUUAAAACAUACGUGUAUCGAUAAAUGCGCUAGGUGUUAACUGUGUUUUCGUCACGUUAGAAAAAAGCGUUAUGCCGCCUCUAUGCGAAUCGUUCGUGUCCUUGCAACAUAGUUCGCAUAUUAUUGUCAAGCGCUGUUUGUUACCUAUAUGUGACUCUCCGAUGGUCUUCCGUCUGAAAAAGUUUUUUUAAAAUGAAUUGUUAGAAAUGCCCGCUUGGUUUAAAUGAGGUUUGUGUACAGCAGAAUUAAUAGCAAUAGAGAGUAUAACAUUUCCAAUAUAGCACAUAUUUAUAUAUUUCUACUAGUAACAAUAUUAAUAUGUCAUUAAACAAAGAAGACUUGUUUAUAGCUUUUAGUACAUAAGUAUAAAAACCUUUGG
This is a messenger RNA of Pararge aegeria (speckled wood butterfly), 2692 nucleotides long. It is a transcript of the gene Arfip, whose product is annotated as arfaptin-2. Gene Ontology annotation, cellular component: trans-Golgi network membrane. Gene Ontology annotation, molecular function: protein domain specific binding; phospholipid binding. Bases 106 to 1188 code for a protein of 360 amino acids. The record is from RefSeq and is a predicted model, not a curated record. The transcript has 6 exons. Lineage: Eukaryota; Metazoa; Arthropoda; Insecta; Lepidoptera; Nymphalidae. Gene Ontology annotation, biological process: regulation of Arp2/3 complex-mediated actin nucleation; intracellular protein transport.